GUUUCUCCUCUCAUCUUGCUCUCAUUCUGCUCUCCACCCACCCUCUCUCUGUUUUGCCUCUCUCUUCCGCAGCUCGACACCUCCAGACUCGCCUAACGCAAGGCUACGCGCACUGACAGCAGGAUGUCCAUUGUGAGCAUCGUCGCCAGGGAAAUCCUGGACUCUCGGGGAAACCCUACAGUGGAAGUGGACCUGAGGACUGAUAAAGGUCUGUUCAGGGCUGCGGUGCCCAGCGGAGCGUCGACAGGCAUCUAUGAGGCUCUGGAACUCCGAGAUGGAGACAAGAGCCGUUACAAGGGCAAAGGUGUACUGAAGGCUGUUGGUCACAUUAAUGACACUCUCGGUCCAGCCCUCAUCGCAUCUGAGAUCAGUGUGGUGGAACAGGAGAAACUGGACAACAUGAUGAUUGAAAUGGACGGCACAGAGAACAAAUCUCAGUUUGGUGCUAAUGCCAUCCUGGGAGUGUCUCUGGCCAUCUGCAAGGCCGGUGCGGCAGAAAAAGGCGUCCCUCUGUAUCGUCAUAUUGCUGAUCUGGCAGGAAACACAGAACUAGUGCUGCCAGUUCCUGCCUUUAAUGUCAUCAAUGGAGGCUCCCAUGCUGGAAACAAGCUUGCCAUGCAGGAGUUCAUGGUGCUUCCUGUGGGGGCGGAGUCAUUCCGUGACGCCCUGCGUGUCGGAGCCGAACUCUACCAGACUCUAAAGGGUGUCAUCAAGGAGAAGUACGGCCAAGAUGCCACCAACGUGGGAGACGAGGGAGGAUUCGCUCCAAACAUCCUGGAGAACAGUGAAGCACUUGAGUUGAUAAAGACGGCUAUAGACAAGGCCGGGUUCACAGAUAAAGUGGUGAUCGGCAUGGAUGUAGCCGCCUCUGAGUUCUACCGUGACGGGAAGUACGACCUUGACUUCAAGUCCCCUCCAAACCCAGACAGACACAUCACCAGCGAUGAGCUCGUAGAGAUCUACCAGACGUUUGUCAACGAUUAUCCAGUGGUGUCCAUUGAGGACCCAUUUGAUCAGGACGACUGGGCCGCUUGGACUAACAUGACAGGAGUCAUGGGGAUCCAGAUCGUGGGCGACGACCUGACUGUGACAAACCCAAAGAGGAUAGAGAAAGCUGCGGAAGACCGCGCAUGCAACUGUCUGCUCCUGAAGGUCAACCAGAUCGGCACCGUCACAGAGGCCAUCCAGGCAUGUAAGCUCGCUCAAGCCAACGGAUGGGGUGUGAUGGUCAGCCAUCGCUCAGGAGAGACAGAAGACACUUUCAUUGCGGAUCUAGUGGUGGGACUCUGCACUGGACAGAUAAAGACAGGAGCUCCGUGCAGAUCUGAGCGUCUCGCAAAAUACAACCAACUUAUGAGGAUUGAAGAAGAAUUGGGCGAUCAGGCUCGAUUCGCCGGGCACAAUUUCAGAAACCCUAGCGCUCUGUGAUAAUGACAGCACCACACUGAAAUCACUCAAAAAACAACUGACAUGUACUGCACUGAACCGACUGACUGCCCCUAAAAUCAUUCAAAAUGCAUAAAAACAGCACUAUUUGCACUGAUAUACAAAAGAUGACUUACUCAGACACUCCAAAUAUAUAUUUAAACUGAAUACGGACAGGCUUUGAUAGACCAAAACUUAUGCACAGCAGAUCCUGGAGCGAUUAACAUUAUGCACGAGUGAUACUGAAUUACUUGACGGGCAAAACAUGUGCACAGGGUGGACAUGCAUGCGUAUGAUACAGGAAACGGACCUUGGAUUUAACAAGGCAAAGACUGGAAUAAAAGUAGAGAUUUAUUUUAAUCAAAAUUAUAAUUAAGCUUCAGUUUAGAUGUGAAAUGUAUGUGAAAUAUAAAACACCGUGUAGGUUGACUUGCCACACUAAAGAAAUCAAAUGUCAUGUUUAUGGUUCAUUGCAUGAGAAGUAGGCAAAAAUAGAUAGUUUCCUGAAUAUUUAUGCAGCAGUGGGAUUUUCAACGGGAAAGUCACGCUAAUAUGAGCGACAUUGACAGUGAAAAAUUCAGGGUCCAGUAUUUACUCUAAAAAACAGUUUAUGAAAGUUGAUGCCAAGGGCAUUAGAUGCUUUUUAUCAAACAAUACUCUCUUUCUCAGAUGCUGUUUUUUUGUGUCUGUCUCUGACCCAAAAGCAUGCUGAAGAAAAAAGAGCCUUUUGAAAAAAAACUGUUAUUAAAUCAAAUCAAAUAUGAAAAUAGGGUGCUCUAACCUCUGAUUUAAAAAGAAAAAGAAAAGAGUUUUACUCAUUUUAGUCAAUUAAACAUUCAAAAUAAUGUGUGGAGAGUAUAUUUAUUUCCAUAAAGAUGCUUCGUUGUUUAAAACAACACCAGAUUUAGCCAUAAGUUAACAUAUAUCUUUGUAAAUUAUUUGGAAGGUCUAAAAAUAUGUCCUCGUGUGAUUAUGUCAUGAUAUUGUUGUCUGAUGGUUCCCAACAUAGAUCAACACGGCAAAAAAAUAUAAUACAUAAAAAUAAAGAGAAUGAAAUCUAAAGGACUGAACGUAAAGUUCACAUAUCACUUCUGUUAAUAAGAGUAAUUACAUUAAAGAGCCGCCAAAUCUUAAAACAUCUGACUGAUUUCCUCAUGCAAUGACUCUUAAUUAAAAUCUCCGUCCUGAAGAGGAAGUGGAAGUUUUUUUAAGGGUUAGUUCACCCAAAAAUGAAAAUAAGACUUUGUUUUACUCACCCCCGAGGCAUCCUAGGUGUUUAUGACUUUCUUCUCCCAGACAAAUCCAGGUGGAGUUAUUUUUAAAAGUUGUCUUUGAUCUUUGAUCUUUAGACGUGAAAUAAAAAGCACCCUUCCAUGAAAAAAAGUGUCUCACAUGGCUCCGGGUGUUGAAUAGAGGUCUCCUGUAGCGACUUGAUGCAUUUUUGUACCAAAAAUAUCCAUAUUCAAAACAUUAUAAAAACUUUAUUCUAGCUUGCGCUCACUGUUGUAAACAGAAGCAGAUCAGGGAGCAUCAGAUCUCUACAUGGAGCAUAGAGUCACUACAGGAGACCUCUGUUCACCCCCUGGAUGGAUGGGCUCUUUUUAUUUCACAUCUUUUGGACUGAAGCAAUGCAACACCCGCUGGCUGCAAUGAAACAGCUUGAAAGAUCAAAGACAAUUUUAAUAUAAAUCUGACUCGAUUCGUCUGAUAGAAAAAGUCAAAUACACAUAGGAUGCCUCAUGGGUGAGUAAAACACAGCCUAAUUUUAAUUUUUAAGUGAACUAACCCUUUAAUCUGUAAGUGAGCCAUGUGUAGGUAGAAUAUGUUGAUCUUGGCACGUUUCUGGCUAAACUAAUGGCGUGUGUUUGGGGCGGGGCUACCUUUGUCCAAAUAUAUAAGAGAUGGCAGUAGGAAUGACACUCUUCACUUCUCCUUUAAGACCGAUGACAUAAAUCCAGUAGUGAAAGAGAGACAUAACAAUUAUAAUGACAGAUCUAAUUCAAGAACUCGACCGACAGACAUGCUUACAUGAACAGAGACAAACACUCACUCACUCACAGUUGUGUAGCAAAGUCUCACCCUCAACGCACACGACUCCUUAUUCUCUGCCUCCAUGGACUUGUAGUCUGUUUCUACCUUUCUUCUCAUUUCAUCCGUCUCCUCUCUCCCUUUCCCUUCUUGUGGUUAUGACUUGGCUUGUUCCCCUGUCCCUGAAAUCUUUUUCCUCCCUGAUGACUUAUCUUUUCAUCAUUUUGUGAAAUUAUUGUGGUGCAAGAAGGAAAUGAAAGCAAGAUGGAGAGAAAAUAAAGAAAUCACUGACAAGCCUGUUAAAGACUUGUGUAAUAGAAUAUUAAAGCUGUCAUUACUUUCGUCAA
Carassius auratus (goldfish) is the source of this 3800-nucleotide messenger RNA. RefSeq names its product gamma-enolase-like. Gene Ontology annotation, cellular component: phosphopyruvate hydratase complex. Gene Ontology annotation, biological process: glycolytic process. Bases 124 to 1428 code for a protein of 434 amino acids. Gene Ontology annotation, molecular function: magnesium ion binding; phosphopyruvate hydratase activity. Lineage: Eukaryota; Metazoa; Chordata; Actinopteri; Cypriniformes; Cyprinidae. The transcript has 12 exons. The record is from RefSeq and is a predicted model, not a curated record.